This is a messenger RNA of Acaulospora morrowiae, 926 nucleotides long. NCBI's taxonomy places the organism in Eukaryota, Fungi, Glomeromycota, Glomeromycetes, Diversisporales, Acaulosporaceae. The record is from the annotation of a GenBank genome assembly.
GAGAUAGAGAUAAAACUUAAAGUACCUGCUGAUCGCGACGAAGGAAAUGUGUCUAGAUCAGAAGCACCGACGAAAAUAAGAGAUAAGGGUUGUAGAGACUCAAGAGAAAGAGACUACGACGCCGUGAAUUGUCCGAGAAAGGACGAUGUCCCCCAAGAAUCAUCGGAGGUAAACAAAGCGCAAUUCUGUGAGGAUGAAGGAAAGCCGGAAGACCUAGGUGCCAUAGACAACGAAGAGCGCCGUGACAAAGAACUAUACGACCUGCAUAGAGAAGAAAGGACCCUACGCAAGUAUCCUAAUAAGGAUGUGCCAAUCAGAACCUCGAAUGAACUAUCGAGACCUAUCUGUGACAAAAUCUUGACGGUUGCCACUGUCGAGAUCCCGAGGAAGAAAGGUGACAGAAUGUCAGGAACCACAGACGAAACCCAGGAUUUCACCUAUAACAAAGCUCCGACGGGCACCGAUGACAUGAGACUAAACAGAGAGGACAAUGAAAGGAUGACAAAACAAACGAACGUAACACUAGAACUCACCGACGAGACACUAACUGCACGGAAGGACACGAGAAAAUACCCAGGAGGAACGACAGAGAAAUAUUGUGGUGAUGACAAAUUCGUGGAAAAUCAAGAUGGUAAGGGAAAUGAUGACGGGAACAGGAUAUUGAGCCAACCAGAAGAAACUGAGGAAUUAGUUGCGCAGGAUCUCAAGGAAAAUCGAAAGGAAAUGAGGGACCAACCUGAAGGUAUGUCUUCACACGACAGAGCAGAAGAUGAACUGGAAGAAGAGAAGAAGUCAAUAGCAAACCACGAACGAAACGAAGAACGUUUCGAAGAAGGAGAAGAGCGAACGAAAUACGAGCCGCGACAACGUGCCGAUAGGAGCGUCCAAGAUGGAAGCGAUGGAUGCUUGGAAGAGACCACAUUCAU